Messenger RNA from Acaulospora colombiana, 849 nucleotides. The record is from the annotation of a GenBank genome assembly. NCBI's taxonomy places the organism in Eukaryota, Fungi, Glomeromycota, Glomeromycetes, Diversisporales, Acaulosporaceae.
AUGGAUGAAACAAACUUAGAUGAUUCGAUAUAUUCUACUCCUACCACCACGACGGCAAGAAGUACUUCACCACUCAAUCAAGCCAAUGAUGCGUCAACUGAAUAUGUGGAUAGGAAUGUGGACUCUUCGGACGAGUCUCGAAGAAAUUCGCUGACUUAUGAAAUUACCGUGCAGGAUUUCGACCAGAUGACUCUUUCGGCGGCUAAAGCUCUAAAUUCAAAGUUAACCGAUCUAGACGAUGGGUUUACAUUCAAGCGUAAGAAUCUGACGCGGCCUUCGGGUAGCCGUAUAUUCUCGCGGGCUGAUUCUCCGAUGAAGAUGAGAUCAAACUAUGAAAUAGGUCAUAUAUCGACAAGUCAACGAAGACAUAAUGAUGAAGAGUUCGACGGGGAUGUUGCCGAUUGGUCAAUAGAAGGAACAGGUCGGAGGGUAGCAUACGACGAUUUUACGACAAUAGACUGGAUUCAUGAUUUUGCCAAGGAACGCACACGUCGUAGAAGAUUAAAAAAGCAAGGAGGAUUAAUAGGUAAACUGAGAUUAAUUUUCGACGAGAUGGAAGGCUGGAUAGUAGUCUUUACUGUCGGUAUCGCUUCUGGAAUCCUAGCCGGAAUCAUAGACAUAACGUCAGAUUGGUUGAGUGAUUUGAAAGAGGGAUACUGCAAUACGGCAUUUUAUUUAAGCAGAAAGAAUUGUUGUUGGGGUUAUGACGGUAUUGUACUUUUAAUGAAACCGGAAUACGGCCUAUCUUGCAAGGUCAUUGAGCGCAAAGUUUUGGACAAAUUACUUAUUCUACAUAAUUUUUUCUGUAAGUUGUUCCUUCAAUGGAUGGUGGCAUUCGAUAGUAUUUGA